AUGGAUCUAAAUGAAACCUAUCUAGACGGUGCACAUGAAAGUGGAAGUCGGUCUGCAUCGAAUAUUGAUGAAGACAAAUCUCGGAAGUUAUCUAUAAAUAAUAGGACAACCGCUUCUGUUCCUACGACAUCAUUAUCUCUAAACCAAACAAUUUUUCAGACAUCCAUAUCUCCAUCCAAUUCGACUAUUUUCAAUCCAAUUGCAACACGACAAUAUGAAGGACCAAACAUUACCAUGGAUUCCACGAACGUUUCUUAUAUUGGUUCUAUGAAAUCAUUUUCCAAUUUAAGACAUUCAUCUACACAGCGACCAGAUAGCCAAUUUCUUGACGAACCUACGAGAGAGGAUGGUAUUGAAGAUGACGUGCUCGGCGGUUUAAACAACGAAGCUUUUGAUGAAGAAAGUUUGAGAGAUAAGUUAAGUGAAAGUAUCUACUCUUAUGAUGGUACACCAACAAUUAGAACAAGACUUCGAUCACUCGUUAGUAAUGAAAUUCCAAGUAUAUUCAAGGAAAACGACUUAGAAUCAAUGCAGCUUGGCAGAAAUAGCGAUUUAAAAUCAUAUGACAAGAAUUUCUUUAUAUUUACAUCUGCAGGGAAGCCAAUAUAUUCCAUGGAUGGUGACGAUCAACAACUUACAUCAUGUAUGGGUAUUAUACAUACUAUAAUGAAUUACUUUCAACUUGCCACAUUUUCUGAUAUUAAAAGUAUUAGUUCGAUGGUAUCAGGUCAACGCGUUACAUUCCUUGACCGAUCUCCAAUUAUUUUAGUAGGAUAUUCCACAAGAGGUGAAACUCAUCAUGAGUUGAUUAAGCAACUAGAUGUAUUACAUUCGUAUAUCUUAUCAUCUUUAAGUGAAAGACAAUUGUCAAGAUUAUUUGCGAAAAGAGAUAAUUUUGAUUUAAGGAACUUCUUGGAAGUUACAGAUUUCGAAAAUUUGGACGAAAUUUGCCAUUUACUAUCAGAUAGAUUAUAUCCCGAUCUGCCAUUUAAUGCUCUCCAAUGUUUACCCAUGAGUUAUUCCACGAGAACAAAAAUUCAUGAGACGAUGUUAGCUGAAUUGUCAAUCAAUAAAACAAAAACGGAUGGUAAGGAAUUGCUUCCGAGAGGGACUUUAUUGUAUGGACUAAUCAUAUCACCUAAUAACAAAUUAUGCUCAAUAAUGAGGCCUAAAGGUCAUACUUUGCAUACAACCGAUUUACAACUUUUGUUUUCGUUGAUUUGGAAUCAAUUUCAAAAUGUUAACGAAACCCAGGAAAUGUGGGCACCUGUAUGCUUCCCAAAAUUUAACCCCAAUGGGUUCUUAUAUUGUUACAUUAAGUUUCUAAAAUCUGAACCGAUUGACAAGAAAAUAACGUCGAGAUGUAGAAAACCAGCAUUAGUUCUAAUAAGUGCUCAAAAGGAUGCAUUUUUCCCUUUAAAACAAUUUAGUAAUAACUUAAUUGACGUAUUACGAAGGAAAGGAGAUAAAUCAUUAUUAAGAGAGAUUUGUACCCCUGGAGGGUUUACCAUUAGUGAAGUUGGAGCACCAUUAAUCCACCAUUUCAUUUAUAAAUCAAAGAAACAUGUACAAUAUACGAUGCCGGAGUUAAAUAUCAAUUUUGAAAUACCUGACUUAGAAACAGAAUUACUAAAGUAUGAGAAAAAAAUGAAAAAUUAUUAUCAAGAAUUGCAUAAUUCCAUCUUCGAUAAUGAUGGAAAUUCUUUUAAUGCAUCUAUUUUGAAUUUUGUUAAUUGGUAUGAUACGAGCUUGGAGGAUGCUGAAUUUGAUGGUUUUUUGAAAAAGGAACCCGUCAAAGUCAUGGGUUUAGCCUGGUUGACACCAAAAUUUGAGCUUUAUUUAGUUUGUAAUAACGGCGUAAGUGAUAAAGAGAAAAUUCUAAAAAGUGCGAAAAAAAUAGUUUCAUGGUGCAAGAGACAUCAAUCCAGGUUGUUUAUACAGGAUGGGGCUGUUUUUUGA
Naumovozyma dairenensis CBS 421 is the source of this 1959-nucleotide messenger RNA. RefSeq names its product guanine nucleotide exchange factor MON1 (gene MON1). The transcript has a single exon. Gene Ontology annotation, cellular component: fungal-type vacuole membrane; Mon1-Ccz1 complex. Gene Ontology annotation, biological process: vesicle-mediated transport; protein targeting to vacuole. Lineage: Eukaryota; Fungi; Ascomycota; Saccharomycetes; Saccharomycetales; Saccharomycetaceae. The record is from RefSeq and is a predicted model, not a curated record. Bases 1 to 1959 code for a protein of 652 amino acids.